AUGAUAAUUUAUACGACAGAAGUAGAAGAUAUCAAUUCCUUUUACACAUUGGAAUCUUUAAAAGAGGUCUAUGGGAUCAUAUGGAUGUUGGUCCCUAUUUUGACUCUUGUUUUGGGAAUCACAAUAGGUGUACUAGUAAUUGUAUGGUUAGAAAGAGAAAUAUCUGCAGCAAUACAACAACGUAUUGGGCCUGAAUACGCCAGUCCUUUGGGCAUUCUUCAAGCGCUAGCAGAUGGAACAAAACUGCUUUUCAAAGAAAAUAUUCUUCCAUCUAGAGGCAAUACUCGUUUAUUUAGUAUUGGACCAGCUAUAGCAGUCAUAUCAAUUUUACUAAGUUUUUCAGUAAUUCCUUUUAGCUCUCGCCUUAUUUUAGCCGAUCUCAAUAUCGGUAUUUUUUUAUGGAUUGCCAUUUCAAGUAUUGCUCCCGUUGGACUUCUUAUGUCAGGAUACGGAUCAAAUAAUAAAUAUUCCUUUUUAGGUGGUCUGCGAGCUGCUGCUCAAUCGAUUAGUUAUGAAAUACCAUUAACUCUAUGUGUUUUAUCAAUAUCUCUACGUGCGAUUCGUUGAAAUAGAAACUUUUAUUUUACCUAUUCCUUUCGUUCUAGAAAAUAAGUUGAGUUGAUAAACUAAAUUAGAUAGUUAUAUAUGAGUGAAAGAAAGCAGCUUAUAAAUUCGCAGUAAAUUAAACAAAAAAAUGGAAUCUCAUUUCCUAUGUACAA
This is a messenger RNA of Gossypium raimondii (Peruvian cotton), 719 nucleotides long. RefSeq names its product NAD(P)H-quinone oxidoreductase subunit 1, chloroplastic. The record is from RefSeq and is a predicted model, not a curated record. Gene Ontology annotation, cellular component: membrane. The transcript has a single exon. Gene Ontology annotation, biological process: aerobic respiration. Bases 1 to 567 code for a protein of 188 amino acids. Gene Ontology annotation, molecular function: NADH dehydrogenase activity. NCBI's taxonomy places the organism in Eukaryota, Viridiplantae, Streptophyta, Magnoliopsida, Malvales, Malvaceae.